CGAAAGAUAAAUGUAAUAAAAUUCUAGAUAACCGAACCUGCAAAAAAGCAAAUUUUACGCAAUGCCCGUUGUAGACUCUGUUUAGUAGUUUGCUGGCAGAAAUGAAACAAGAUCUGAGGACAGAGUAUGAUGACAGUAGACUGAUAGUAGAAAUCGAGCAGAAUCUGCCGUUCCCAUGAAUUUAAAUGGAACAUACUGCGAAUCAUGCUCGCUUUCCGCUGUUAAUUUGCAGUCAGAUUCUGUCGAUAGGCUCUGUCGACAAAACAACAGCAGAUCACGGGUGACUGUUGAUCUGUCGCCAAUCUAUCGUAGGAUUGCUAAUAGAUUGCUUACUGGGAUAUUAGUUUGGAAAUAUGUAUGUUUAAUCACGACAUUCUAUUUGGUAACGGAUAAUCUUAAUUCGUUGUGUAUCUCUCGAUACACUUCAGUUUGUCAACAAUUCCUAGGACAUUGUAGGAAAUAGAUAAAUACCGUCUUAGUGACAUUCAAACAGUCGUUCGUUAAGUAUAAGCCAGAAUUGUGUAGAGAGAAUUUGAUACCGAGUACCGCACAAUUGAUUCUUCAAAUAACGUAUAUGCAAUCAUUCGUUACAUUCAACAUGUCCACAUCUCAGAUGCAGUUCUUGCCAUCCGGGAGGGAAAAUUCGACACGUGAUUAUAACAACAAUUUCUUCAAUCCAAAUAUUUGUCACGUUUGUAAGCGGAAAGAUAGUUCCAUAAGAUGUAAUCGGUGCCACAUGAUCUAUUAUUGCAACGAGGGGCACAAAUUUAUACAUAUGAAUCAGCAUGAGCAAUUUUGCAAGGCUAUAAGAAAUUACUUACAAGUAGAUGAGCGAUGGAACAUUCGUUGUUUAAGCCGGGAAGGAUGGAACCAGUCGAGGAAAGACAUGCUACGUUUAAUCCAAUCAAACUUAAAACGUGACCUAGCAUCGUACGAAGUGCAGAUGAUCACAUUCGCAAAAUCGUGUUUUAUUUGUCAUCGACAAGAGAAUUUGCACAAAUGUGUAAUUUGCUAUUCUUGCAACUAUUGUGAUGAACAUAGAGAAAUCUUUAUCAAAUAUCAUACUAAAUCCAUUUGCAUGGAUAUGCAGUUAUGUCUCAGAUCGGAUAUUUCAAUUUUUAAUUUCCAAUUUUCUUUGAAAUUCAUGCAGUUUCCCAAGUGCGAUCGACCUGUUGUUGACAUGAAAUCAUUUAUUUCUCAUUAUAUAUAUCUAAUAAAUGAAGCUUGUAAACGCCUAUAUUCUGAUUACUCAUCAGGACCUCUGACACUAUAUUAUGGAAUGAAGGAUAGCGAUUUAUUAAGUAAAUUUGAAUGUAAUAGACCAGAAGGUAAUUUUGUUGUUCAUAUAAUAGCGACAAACUACGUUGACAAAGAAUAUAUAGGAGCUUGGGAGCUUCUUCUACAUCUUGUAGGUAUGAUAAAAAAUCUAAAAAUUGUACUGAUAGGGCCAAAGUUAAUUUACGAACGUAAUGUUAUCGAUACUUGUGUUAAAUGCAAAAGAUGCAAACAGAAGUUUACAUACGAAUCUUAUGGCAUAUCGUAUCAUCAUUAUGUGAACAGUCUGUCAUAUGAGUCGCCAAAUUUGAUUGCAGCAUUUCAUGUAGAUUUUAGUGAUAGUGAUAAAGAAACAUGCACAAAAUUGUUCUUACAAAUACGGAAACAAAAAUGUCCGUUUAUACUAACUUCAAAGUCAGAAUUUAAAUCCGAACAAAACAUAAACAUGGUGGCUGAAGUUUUAGAUUCACCUUUAAAUCUUGUUUAUCACGGUAAAAAUAGAUUUAGAUCCAAUAGGCCACAAAGAGAUUCAGAACAUGAGGAAGAUGGCAUGUUUUACCGUAAUAAUUAUUUAGCCAUCUUCAUCAAUGAUUCAUUAUACUCAAAUUUCAAUAUGUCCAAUAUAUCUCAGGAAAAGGUUUGUUUCCUAUACAGAAAAGAAAAUGAAUUGUAUGAUUAUAAUAAGUUCUUCAAUCCGAAUAUUUGUCACCUUUGCAAGCGAAUAGGUAAUGACAAUCUCAUAACAUGUAAUCAGUGCCGCAUGAUCUCUUAUUGCAACAAGGGGCACACAUUGAUACAAAUAGAUGAGCAUGAGCAAUUUUGCAAGGCUAUAACAAAUUAUUUACGAGUAGAUGAGCGAUGGAACAUUCGUUGUUUAAGCCGGGAAGGAUGGAACCAGUCGAGGAAAGACAUGCUACGUUUAAUCCAAUCAAACUUAAAACGUGACCUAGUACCGUACGAAGUGCAGAUGAUCACACUCGCAAAAUCGUGUUUUAUUUGUCACCGACAAGCGAAUCUGCACACAUGUACAAUUUGCUAUUCCUGUAACUAUUGUAAUGAACAUUUAGAAAUCUUUACCAAAUAUCAUACUGAAUCCAUUUGCAUGGAUAUGCAGUUAUGUCUCAAAAUAGAUACUUUAUUUCAGAAAGAUUAUCAAUUUUUAUUGAAAUUCUUUAUGUUUCCCAACAGCAAUCGACCUAUUGUUGAUAUGAAAUCAUUUAUUUCCCAUUAUGUAAGUCGAGCCGAUAGCACAAAUGAUGAAGACUGCCUAUAUUCUGAUUACUCAUCAGGACCUCUGACACUAUAUUAUGGAAUGAAGGAUAGCGAUUUAUUAAGUAAAUUUGAAUGUAAUAGACCAGAAGGUAAUUUUGUUGUUCAUAUAAUAGCGACAAACUACGUUGACAAAGAAUAUAUAGGAGCUUGGGAGCUUCUUCUACAUCUUGCAAGCAUGAUAGAAAAUCUAAAAAUUGUACUGAUAGGGCCAAAGUUAAUUUACGAACGUAAUGUUAUUAAUACUUGUUUUAAAUGCAAGAGAUGCAGACAGAAGUUUACAUACGAAUUUUAUGGUGCAUCGUAUCAUCAUUAUGUGAACAGUCUGUCAUAUGAGUCGCCAAAUUUGAUUGCAGCAUUUCAUGUAGAUUUUAGUGAUAGUGAUAAAGAAACAUGUUCAAAAUUGUUCUUACAAAUACGGAAACAAAAAUGUCCGUUUAUACUAACUUCAAAGUCAGAAUUUAAAUCCGAACAAAACAUAAACAUGGUGGCUGAAGUUUUAGAUUCACCUUUAAAUCUUGUUUAUCACGGUAAAAAUAGAUUUAGAUCCAAUAGGCCACAAAGAGAUUCAGAACAUGAGGAAGAUGGCAUGUUUUACCGUAAUAAUUAUUUAGCCUUACUUCUGUUCGAAUAAUUAACAAACAUAUUAAUUACAAAUGCAUACGUUCUUAAAGUAAAAGAUAUAUUUCGUUUGCGUUAACAAAAUUUUUAAUAUAUAAUAUAUUGUUGUCUACUAAAUUAUUUUAAGUUUCUUUAUACUUUUAUGUUGAUUGUAUUAACGAUUAUAUAACACGA
This is a messenger RNA of Dinoponera quadriceps, 3339 nucleotides long. RefSeq lists its product as uncharacterized. Bases 575 to 3178 code for a protein of 867 amino acids. Gene Ontology annotation, cellular component: extrinsic component of mitochondrial inner membrane. The transcript has a single exon. Lineage: Eukaryota; Metazoa; Arthropoda; Insecta; Hymenoptera; Formicidae. The record is from RefSeq and is a predicted model, not a curated record.